This is a messenger RNA of Australozyma saopauloensis, 1239 nucleotides long. RefSeq lists its product as uncharacterized. Bases 1 to 1239 code for a protein of 412 amino acids. Gene Ontology annotation, molecular function: translation release factor activity. Lineage: Eukaryota; Fungi; Ascomycota; Pichiomycetes; Serinales; Metschnikowiaceae. The transcript has a single exon. The record is from RefSeq and is a predicted model, not a curated record. Gene Ontology annotation, biological process: translational termination.
AUGAUCCGCCUUCUAUCUCAGUUGCAGAAAUCUAGAUCGCCUGCAAGGGUCACAAAUCUAGUGGUCAAGAUGCCACAAAUCAUCGCUCAUCGCUAUAAUGCGACUGUCACUGUAGAUCAGUAUUUCGAGCCAAUGCAUCCUCUUCUAUUGAAAAGAGCAGAGAAUCUCAGUAACGAAUUUGAAGAUUUGGAGAAGCAAAUGAGCCUGGGUGCUUUUGACCAGGAAACCUCCAUCAAAUUCUCGAACGUUUCCAUAGUUCUAGACCUAUACAACAGCUACGUUAGAGACUUGGAGAACCUCAAGGGAUUGGUCGAUAUUGUAAAUGAGGAGACAGACGCGGAGCUUAUUAGCGAGGCAGAGUCAGAAAUCGAAACCCUUGUGCCUCUGCUUCAAGCAUGUAGUCAAAACGUUCAGAAACGUCUUCUCCCUGUUCUCAAGCACAGUGAUAAACCCGCAAUACUAGAACUCAGACCAGGUGUUGGAGGUAGUGAGGCGGCCAUCUUCACUAAAGAUUUACUUAACAUGUACAUUGCAAUUGCCCAUUUCAAUCGGUGGCCACAUACGAUAGUUAGCGAGGGAGAAAAUAGUGCCGGCUUCAUGAAUGAGGCGAUCAUCAGUAUUGAUGCGCCAGGCGCUUAUAAUAUACUCCGUCAUGAAAGUGGUGUCCAUAGAGUACAGAGAGUGCCUGCAACAGAGGUUAAGGGACGGAUCCAUACAUCUACCGCUGCUGUGGUGGUCUUACCUAAGAUCUCUGAGGGUACAGAGCAAUCGCUCGCUGAUGAUGAAAGACAGUUUUCUCCCAGCGAGAUUAGAAUUGAUACAAUGCGUGCUGGUGGAAAAGGAGGGCAGCACGUUAACACUACAGACUCUGCUGUCAGAAUCGUGCAUUUGCCCACAGGUAUCACGGUCAUGCAACAGGACGAGAGAUCUCAGCCGCGGAACAAAGCGAAAGCUUUUUCGAUUUUGAGGGCCCGUCUCGCUCAACUCGAGAGAGAGAAAGAGGUCGCCGAACAGAAGAAGCUUCGAACGGAUCAAGUGACAACGACUGAUCGGUCCGACAAAAUCAGGACCUAUAAUUACUCGCAGAAUCGUGUCACCGAUCAUCGCUGCGGUCAUCUGAUUCAUGAUCUUCCCGGAUUCAUGGCUGGAACUAAGUUUGCCGAGUUGGUGGAGAGACUAGAGGAAACAGAAUUUGAAGAUCGCCUACAAAAUCUCAUUGCUCAAGAAAACUGUAAAUAG